UCAAUAACUCUCAGAAACGGGAGGCAAACGAUAGGCUUUUAUUAGCAGCAAAACGGAGCACAGCAUCUCGGAGACUGAGGGGGGAGCAGUGCCUCCAAUCGCCUUUAUACAGGGGUCUGUGGGAGGAGCCACAGGAGCAGUCAGCAGAGGGGCGUGUCCAGACAGUUUACUGACACCGCUACAACGUGUUUUUAUCGCUGGCUGUCCAGACGGAAGGUGCUGAAACGCUUUGUCGCGUGUCUGGAAGAAGUGAAAACUUUCCUGGGCAGCAAAGGGCUCACCUUUCCUGAGCUGGAACAGCCAGAGUGGCUGGAAAAGCUACACUUCAUGGUAGACAUGACAGCGCACCUGAACACGCUGAACACAGCUCUUCAGGGGAAAGGACGUACAGCUCUACACAUGUUGGAGGAUGUUUUGGCAUUCGAGCGCAAGUUGACAGUGCUUGCCAGAGAUUUACAGAAAGGCACUUUGUCUCACUUCCCCAAUUUGAGAGAGUUCAAACAAGGUCACGACAUGAUAAUUUCGGAGUAUUUACAUUCUGCAAUCAUCGCAAUGCAAACAUCGUUUGGGAAACGCUUCUGUGAGUUCAGAGAGGAAAAAAACACAUUAUCCUUCCCGGUCACUCCCUUAAGCAUCGAUCCUUCCCUACUGAAUACGACUGCAUUGGCAGGUGUGAGUCAACCUGAUCUUGAGAUGGAACUGGCCGACAUAGCCGACAAAGACAUAUGGGUGUCCAAGUUUAGACGCUUGACAGCAGACCUUGAAGAUGUUGCCCGUCAGAAGGCCGUUCUUGCUCAGAAACACAAAUGGAGUGAUAUUGAAAACCUCACAGAUGACAGCUUGCGAUCCUGUGUAAAGAUGAAGGUGACAUCAUACAGCCCUGAUGUGCAGACGCUGUGCGCUGAGGUCCAGGAGCAGAAAUCCCAUUAACCAAGUAUGAUAAAUAUUUUAAUUGCCUAUUAUUUUACUUAUAUUCAUAUUUUUUCAUUGUUCAGUGAAAUAGUCCUUUCAUUUUUCAGGAUGACAGCUGGCUGACGUUAUUUUUGGUUUGCUGCUGGCGGAAAAUUUAAGUUCGGCGUUUUUCAUAAAUACAAGAAGGACUCAAAUAGACAUUGAAUAUUUUACUUAAAAGUAACUUUCAACCCAACGUCUUUUUUUCGGAGUUCAAAAUGUUUUUGUUGCAUGCAGAAAUGUAAUUUUGUUUUCUCUGCAGGAGUUCAUCAAUUUCAUAAAUGCAACACAUUAUAGUUUGUUUAUACAUAGCAUAAAGGCAAAAAAAACGUUGUAUGCAGUGUUAUUUCAUUUUAAAUGUCAAACGGGUUUUGCGGCUCCCAGUGUUUUCUUUUCUGUGGGAAACGGGUCCAAGUGGCUCUUUCAGUGGUAAAGGUUGCUGACCCCUGCCUUAGGAUGAGGUGAAACACUCUUUCCCUUAGAUCUACCAUAGACAUAUUGCAAUCAAAUUAGAUCACUACAUUAACACUGAAUUCAGUACGUGGGGUAGUGGAGAGUGAGAAAGAAAUAAGAGUUACUGCCCAGAAACAGGCCCUUCUGCCCAUCCAGCUCAUGCCAAUCUGAUCUUCAGCCUAGUCCUGGACCACAUCCCUCCAAACCCUUCCCAUUCAUGUACCUAUCCAAACUUCCCUUAAAUGUUACAAUAGAACCUGCACGUAUCACUUCCACACUCGCACAACCCUCUGAGUGAAGUUUCCCAUAAAUAUCUCACCUUUCACCCUAAACCAAUUACCUCCAGUUCUAGUCUUACCAACCUGAUGGGGAAAAGUCUGCAUGCAUUCACCCUAUCUAUCCUCCUCCAUUUUGUAUACUUCCAUCAAAUCUCCCUUCAUUCUUCUUUGCUCUAGGGAACAAAGUACUAAGCUAUUCAACCUUUC
This is a messenger RNA of Hypanus sabinus (Atlantic stingray), 1889 nucleotides long. RefSeq names its product general transcription factor II-I repeat domain-containing protein 2-like. The coding region runs from base 328 to 930 and encodes 200 amino acids. Lineage: Eukaryota; Metazoa; Chordata; Chondrichthyes; Myliobatiformes; Dasyatidae. The transcript is spliced from 2 exons. The record is from RefSeq and is a predicted model, not a curated record.